AGAGAGAGAGAGAGAGAGAGAGAGAGAGAGAGAGAGAGGCGAUGUCCCGACAGGCUGCACCGGGAACAGACCGCCGGGAGAACAUGAGUGGAUGUGGUUUCCUCGGGUCACGUUCGGACUGAGUGAACUCCAAAGUGCGGACCGAUGACAGGCGACGGGAGCGCGCGGAGGACGUGUUCCCCUCAUCGCAUAUAAAGCUGAUCAAGUUUGAAGUCAGCUUCAAAUGCAGCGAGGGACUACUUUCUCCUCCUUUACUCUCUGACUUUUGCCACAAACAGAAACUUUUUUGGGGAGGAUUUUGAGUCGGACCGGAGAUGGAGCCGGUGGAGGGGAAGCUCUCCGUGUGGGUCGGCCGGGAGGAGAAGCUUGUCUCCGGGCUGACCAAGCGGACCACAUGCGCCGACGUGGUCAGAGUCCUGCUGGAGGACCAGAACCUGCAGCAGGGCGCCUCGGCGGCGAUGCUGUCCGGCUCCCCACAGUCCUACUGCGUGGUGGAGAAAUGGAGGGGCUUCGAGAGGAUCUUGCCCAACAAGACCAAGGUCCUCCGGCUGUGGGGCGCCUGGGGGGGCGAGCAGGAGAACGUGCGCUUCGUCCUGGUGAAGAACGAGGCGUCGCUGCCCAACAACGGGCCCCGCAGCGCCGAAGCCCGGGUGGUCCAGAGCCGGGAGAGCGGCGGCCCGGGCGGAGGCGGCGGCGGCGGCGGGUUGAGGGCCGCCGCUAACCUGUCCCAGGAGAAACAGAGGCGCGUAGUCAGGAAGGCGUUCAGGAAGUUGGAUAAGAUGAACAAGAAGAAGGAGCAGUCGGUUUCUAAAGACCAGGGCUCCGCGGAGAAGAUGGAGACGCUGGUCCACCUCGUGAUCUCCCAGGACCACACCAUCCGCCAGCAGGUCCAGAGGAUCAAGGAGCUGGACCGGGAGAUCGAGCGGUACGAGGCCAAGGUGCACUUCGACCGCAUCAAGAGACACGGCGUGAACUAUGUGCAGGACACAUACAUGGUGGACUCCUCCUCCACCUCCUCCUCCUCGUCGGAGCCUCCAUCGGACUGUACGCGGCAGGACGCGCGGAGCACGGCGGAGGCGCUCGCGCAGUUCGAGGAGUACGCGCGCCGCUGCGAGGAGGUCGUGCGGCUGCAGGAGGAGCUGACGGAGCGCGAGGCGCUCGUGGAGUGCAUCACCGGGGAGAUCCAGGAGGAGCUCAACCGGCGCUGGAUGAGGCGGCGGCGCGGCGAGAGGACAGCGGACGCGGCGCAGGACACGGGCGCAGAGGAGUUGCGCGCGGCCGUGCGCGCCGCCGCUCCAGCUGCGGAGCCGGACUCGGACAGCUUGUCCGAGGACGAGUUCGCGCUGGAGGAGGAGAGGAUCAAAACGCAGCUGGACACCAGCCUGUACAUCGGCCUGCGGCUGAAGACGGACAUGGACGCCAUCAGGGGGGACCUGGACCUGAGCAUGGCCCUCUGGGAGACCAGGGAGAGCGAACUUCUGGACCUUCUGGCCAAAGUCGAGACCAUGGAGAUAGAGCAGGCGGACAGCACGCUGACUGGCGGCGGCGAGGCAGAGCCGGCGGGUGCCAAGGCGGAGCCGGAGAAGAGCAGCGUCUGGGUGGAGCAGGCCAGGGGUCUUUCCAAGGCCUGCAACACAAACGACGAGGACUCGGACACGGGCCUGAGCUCCAUGCACAGCCAGGACUCCGACAACCCGCCCGUGUGCGAGUCUCUGGUGUAGACUCACUUUUUGUUGUUGUUUGUGAGAACGUUGGCCUUUUUAUGCAAUGGGGAGCCACGGACUCAGGGGCCGUGAGAGUGAGCGUUGGCAAUACUGGGGAGACGUUCCUCCCUACACAAAAUGCACCUCAGCCUGGAUACUGUCAUUCUAUAGCAAUAAUUCCUAUAUGUAGCAGCACAAUAAGCUGAGAGGGGCGGCAUGCUUCGAGAGGGUUUCUAGGCCACGUUGCUGACCUUUGACCUCUGCGAGGAGAGUCAACAACCGCACCGCUCGUUAGAAGACAGCUCCAGAGGGGAAGUGAGCUCGGUCACAGGAUGACAAAGAGUUAGUGACAGCUGGCACAGGUCAGGAUAGACCCCCACCUUGGAGCCACAGAGGUAAGAGCGCUGUGCUCUGUGAACAGGUUCCCUUUAAAGGUCGUCAUCAGGUGCACCCUGAUGCCUUUAAAGCACAACAACAACAAAAGUCCUAUUUAUUUCAUUUGGUCGUAGUUCCGUUGUUGUUUUAAAUCAGUCGUCCUCCACCUUUUUUUUGGUGGGGAAGCGCUCGUUGCCCUUUAAACAGUAAAACCCUCCCAUCAAAAGUUGCAUAUUUCUCUAAACUAUGAGCAUUUCAAGCGAGCAGUUGUUUAAAUUGAAUAAUUAUAGACACAUGAAAAGGCCCCAAAAAAGAAUUUUAUGAGGCAUAAUAAUAAUAAUAUAUUUGUUGUCUUCUCCUAACGUUUGAAUCAUCUUAUUAUUCCCUCAGAUGUAUAUAUGUUGACCACCUCACGGGGUAAAAAGUAAAUUCAGUGCUUCAAGGGGUGCUCCAGCAAUUCAGUUUUAAACUCCCAUAAAUGUGAGCGAGUCACGAGAGACAUAAUGGUGGAAAUUCAAGCUGCGCUGACUGAGAUAUCCGAAUAGUUUUUGUUCCUGUAAAGGGGCAAAGCCCCCAAAAGCACCGGAUUCUACAUUUCCCAUGAUGCAACUGGUAGCGAGAGUACUCUGACGCACUGUGGCUUUCGUCGGCACGUUGUCUCACAUGUUAGUGUUGAAAUAAAG
Molecule: messenger RNA, 2761 nt
Organism: Cyclopterus lumpus (lumpfish)
Lineage: Eukaryota; Metazoa; Chordata; Actinopteri; Perciformes; Cyclopteridae
Product: ras association domain-containing protein 10-like
Exons: 1
Coding region: 315-1721 (468 amino acids)
Biological process (GO): signal transduction
Source: RefSeq, a predicted model, not a curated record